This is a messenger RNA of Morchella sextelata, 1065 nucleotides long. RefSeq lists its product as uncharacterized. The record is from RefSeq and is a predicted model, not a curated record. NCBI's taxonomy places the organism in Eukaryota, Fungi, Ascomycota, Pezizomycetes, Pezizales, Morchellaceae. Gene Ontology annotation, biological process: transmembrane transport; monoatomic cation transport. Bases 1 to 1065 code for a protein of 354 amino acids. The transcript is spliced from 4 exons. Gene Ontology annotation, cellular component: membrane. Gene Ontology annotation, molecular function: monoatomic cation transmembrane transporter activity.
AUGGCAUCCUCACAGCAACGGGACCACGGUGGCCACUCACAUGGUCACCAUCACCACCAUGACAAUACCUACCUGACGUCGAAAAACAAGGCAGAUGCUGGUAUCGCGGAUGCAUUUCAUUCCCUGACAGAUCUCAUCUCAGAUAUCAUGACAUUAGCUACAGUAUCUUUUGCCCUAAAGAAACCAACAGAACGAUUUCCCAACGGUUAUGGAAAGAUAGAGAGCAUGGGAAGCUUGGGUGUCAGUAGCUUGUUGCUGGUUGGCGGGUUACUUAUGGGCGACCUAUCAGGAUAUCACGCUUUGGACGCCUUGUAUGCACAGUUCUUUUUGGAUCACGCUGAGGCCUUGGCACAUGCGGCCCACGGCCACGGACAUGGCCACGGUCACUCACACUCGCAUACCGAUCUGGGACCAAAUGUGAAUGCAGCAUGGCUCGCAGCGGCAUCAAUUCUCAUCAAAGAAUGGCUGUACCAAGCCACUAUGAAAGUUGCCAAAGAACGUAAAUCCUCCGUCCUUGCCUCGAACGCGGUCCACCACAGAAUCGACUCCUUGACCGCCGUCGUCGCCCUUGCAUCCAUCACCGGUUCGCAUUUCCUUGAUAACGCAAGCUGGCUCGACCCCGUUGGCGGUCUCCUUGUCUCCAUAAUGGUUAUCACUGCGGGCUUCGGAAACACUAGGGCUGCGCUAACGGAACUUGUCGACGUCGGACUUGAUGAUGAGGUUAGGGGUGAUAUUAAGGAAGCUGCGGAGAAGGCCCUCGCUCUACGACAGGAAAGACUGAGCCUUCGGGGCGUUGGUGGACUUAAAUCUGGACAGAACCUUCUUGCCGAGCUGACGGUCGAGGUUCCGGUUGGCACCACCGUGGCACAGACUGCUAGGAUUGAGGAAGAGUUACGAGAAAUCGUUGGCGCGGAGGUGAGAGGAAUCAGGAGGGUCAAGGUUAGAUUUGUAGAAGAGGGAGUAGCCGAGCAGACCGAGUUCGUGGAGAAGGAACAAUCCCUUGAGUUGGAGAAACAUGAGCACCACGACCACGACCACGAACCCAAGGGUGGGAAGGCGUUAUAG